UUCGAGACGAUAUUAGUGACGAAUGAGACGCGAAAGUGUACACACAGAAAAUAUAAACUGUCUUAUGUGCGAUACGAACGUUUCAAAUUCUUAUUAGUGAAAUUCUUGUACUUUCUUAAUUGUAAACUCUUUACUGUUCAACGUUACAUCACAGUUCUGUGACUAAAGAGUUAUUUUUAUUAAAAACGAAUAAAAAGGAUGGCUAGUUUUAAAAUUUCCGCACCGGGCCGAAUCGUCUUAGCCGGAGAACACUCGGCGAGUUAUCAAAAAUACUUUGUCUCGACCAGUUUAAAUUGUCGUACCCUACUCACAUUUCGUGAAUUACCAGAAGGGUGGCCAAUUAUAAUAGAAUUCCCAGAUGUGAAUCUACAGAUUCAAGUACCUUUAGAAGAAGUUCGUGGCUACCUUUCUGAAGAGCAAAAUAACCAAUUAAAUCCAAACUUUAGGAUUAAAUACGUGAAAUCCUUCAUUACCUUCAACGGCUUGUGGCGUACGUUCCAACAGAGAUUUAGUUUACAAAUGUUCUUUUGUUUACUUUAUAGCAUUGCUGUAAAGGAGAGACUUAACAUCGGAUCUUUUUACGUGCAUGUAACCUCGAAUAUACCGCUCGAUGCUGGUCUUGGCAGUUCAACAUCAUUCGCUGUGUGUCUGGCUGCGUGUUUUCUUCAUUGGUAUCGUUUACAGAAUGAGCCUCAUGCAAUUAUUAAAUUUAAUCACAUAGACUUUUUGGUGGAUGUUGGAGUGUACGUUAAAUAUUACGAGGAACGUUUGCAAGAUUAUCAAUGUACGCAGAUCGAUACCGACGUUUGUAUAUACGGCUAUGCAACAAAUAGUCUACUUGCCGAUUACGGAGAGUACGCUUUUGUGAGUUUCGAUGAGUUGGCAAGAAUGAAGAUUCUACUGAUCGAUUCAGGUAUUCGCCAGGAAAAGUGUGAUCAAGCAAUACAAUUGGCACAAUACAAAUUUCAAAAUUCUAUCAUAUUUAAUAACGUAUUAAAUGAAUAUGAUAAUUUAGCCUUACAAGUGUAUAUUUUCCUCGAUGAACUAAGUAUUAAUAUUCGGAAUGCCAAUUUAACUCAGCAAGAACGUAAAUAUGGACACUUAGAGUUGUACAUUAGAGAUAGUCAAAAUUUAUUGCGGAACUAUGGUUUGUCCAGUGAGGUAUUUAAUCGUAUUUUCGCUAUCGCAGACGAUAUUGAAUACGCGGCCAAGCUCACAGGUUUUGGACCCAAAUAUUCGUACAUUGUGCUACCACCUGACAUAACAAACAACGAAAUCAUAGAAAUUGCAACAUAUCUAAGGAAUGAAAAUUACCUUGUUAUAAGUACUAGCAUCAAUUGUGAUGGAGUCAGACUUGAGAAUUGAUUCUGUUAAAAUUAUCGCGAUUAUUAUAUAAAUGUCAAAAUAAUAAUAAGUAACUAAACGUAAAAAAAAUUAAGAUAAUUACCUGUGGUAUUUGAAAAAAAAUGUUACGAACAAUAUACAUUUUUGUUCAAUUUACGUAUACAUACACAGUCUUUUAAUGGCAGCGUAUUAAAUUAUGAAAUUAAAGGUGAGAAAUCAUAGAAUAUUUUCUUAUCAAAAUUAUCAAAGAAUAUUAUUUUCUUCGUACUUUAUUUUAUUAAACUUUAAAAACAUAAUCAAUGUUGUUUCGGGAUCAUGUGCUGUAAUAAAUGUUUAAAAACUUUCGAUUUGUAAAUUAUUAGUAUAAAAAACGUUAUUUUUCAUAACUUAUAUUGCAUUAUAUCAUUUAAUGCAAUUUGUAAAUAAAAAAUAAAUCAAAUAAUUUUGAAUU
Molecule: messenger RNA, 1795 nt
Organism: Nylanderia fulva
Lineage: Eukaryota; Metazoa; Arthropoda; Insecta; Hymenoptera; Formicidae
Biological process (GO): isoprenoid biosynthetic process; cholesterol biosynthetic process; isopentenyl diphosphate biosynthetic process, mevalonate pathway
Cellular component (GO): cytosol; cytoplasm
Molecular function (GO): ATP binding; mevalonate kinase activity
Source: RefSeq, a predicted model, not a curated record